AAUUAAACCAUCAUCUGGUAACAUUUAGUUAUUUGACACUGACAUCUGUGACAGUUCGAAACUUCAUGCAUUCAGUUGACAUGACACAAAACGCAAUGAUGUUCGGCUGAGAGCGGUGGUCCGGUCGUGUGUUCGUGUAGUCUAGCGAAUUCAGUGAAUUAAGUAUUUCCGACUCCACCGGCGUUCAGCUCGCCACCGCGCGUCGCCAUGGCGGACGAGGAGAAUAACUGUGAUGAUGGUGAUCUGAAGUUAGGGCAGGCGUUCCGGCAGCGGGGCCGAAAGGGUGCCCUGAAAAAGAAGAAUGUUUAUUUCGUGAAGGAUCACAAGUUCAUGCCGAGGUUCUUCAAGCAGCCGACGUUUUGCUCGCACUGCAAGGAUUUUAUAUGGGGUUUCGGCAAACAAGGCUUCCAAUGUCAAGUAUGCAGUUUCGUGGUCCACAAGAGAUGUCACGAGUACGUCACGUUCACGUGCCCCGGCGCCGACAAGGGAGCGGAUUCCGACGACACCCGCACGCGACACAACUUCCGCGCCCACACGUACGCGUCGCCGACGUUCUGUGACCAUUGCGGGUCGCUUCUCUACGGGCUUAUCCACCAGGGGCUCAAGUGCCAAGCAUGCGACAUGAACGUGCACAAGCGGUGCGAGGAGUCGGUGCCCAACCUGUGCGGCUGCGACCACACCGAGCGGCGCGGACGCAUACAGCUAACUGUCACCUGUACCGGAAACAAGCUCACUGUCGAAGUAAAGCAAGGCCGCAACCUGAUCCCGAUGGACCCGAACGGUCUCUCCGACCCCUACGUCAAGAUGAAGCUGAUCCCCGACUCGGACAACGUCAAGAAAAAAACCAAAACCAUCCGCAGCACACUCAAUCCCGUCUGGAACGAGACGCUCACCUUCGAUCUGAAGCCGGAGGAUAAGGAUCGUCGGCUGCUUAUUGAGGCCUGGGACUGGGACCGCACAUCCCGUAAUGACUUCAUGGGUUCCCUUUCCUUCGGGAUCUCAGAACUGAUGAAGGCCCCGGCCGACGGCUGGUUCAAGUUCCUCACCCAAGAGGAAGGAGAGUUCUACAACGUGCCAGUACCCGAGGAAGGUGCCGACUUGGCCCAGCUGAAGACCCAGAUGAGAGCGACCACUGUUGGGUCACGACGGGCCCCGCCACCGCCAGACAGGGAAGUUCCACAUAACAUGGCGGCCUCUGAUGUUAUCCGGGCAUCCGAUUUUAACUUUAUAAUGGUGCUUGGCAAAGGAUCGUUCGGAAAGGUAAUGUUAGCCGAACGCCGCGGAACAGACGAGUUGUACGCCAUCAAGAUCCUAAAGAAAGACAUUAUCAUCCAAGAUGACGACGUGGAGUGCACGAUGGUGGAAAAGAGGGUGUUGGCGCUCAGCAGCAAGCCGCCCUUCUUGGUGCAACUGCAUUCCUGCUUCCAAACUAUGGAUCGCUUGUAUUUCGUGAUGGAGUAUGUGAACGGAGGGGAUCUGAUGUUCCAGAUACAACAGUGUGGGAAAUUCAAGGAACCCGUUGCUGUGUUCUACGCAGCGGAGAUAGCAAUAGGGCUGUUCUUCCUGCAUUCCCGCGGGAUUGUGUACCGCGACCUGAAGCUGGAUAACGUACUCCUGGAUCAAGAUGGCCACAUCAAGAUCGCUGACUUCGGCAUGUGCAAGGAAGGCAUCAACGGCGACAAGACCACCAAGACCUUCUGCGGAACCCCGGACUACAUCGCGCCAGAGAUCAUCCUCUACCAACCGUACGGGAAGUCCGUGGACUGGUGGGCGUACGGCGUGCUGCUGUACGAGAUGCUGGUGGGACAGCCGCCGUUUGAUGGCGAAGAUGAGGAGGAACUGUUCGCUGCCAUCACUGAUAAUAGCGUGUCGUACCCCAAGACACUCAGCAAGGAAGCCAAGGACGCGUGCAAGACGUUCCUAAUGAAGAACCCGCAAAAGCGGCUCGGCUGCGGCCCCAAGGGCGAGGAAGACGUGCGCACGCACCCGUUCUUCCGCCGCAUCGACUGGGCGCGCAUCGAGGCGCGCGACGUGCAGCCGCCCUUCAAGCCUAAGAUUAAACAUCGCAAAGACGUGUCCAACUUCGACAAGCAGUUCACGACGGAGAAGACCGAGCUGACGCCCACCGACAAACUGUUCAUGAUGAACCUCGACCAGACGGAGUUCAUGGGAUUCUCCUUCCUCAACCCCGAGUAUGUGCAGCACGUCUGAACAUUCAGGCUUGAUCUUCUCUCCAAUAUUGACGCUGGCGCGAAAUCGGCAACGGUUUCUGAACGUGAGCUCUCUCUAUCACUGUCGCUCUCACGGCGCCUGCCGUUCAUUAUCUCACUUCGACUAUGAACUGUUCCGUUCGAAAACUAUGAUCUGUAAUUUGUAUUCGUUUAAAUGUUGACGGAAUCGUAACUUGGAAUUUUUAGAAACACCAUUUUUUCGUAGGUGUAAGUAUAAGAUGUAAUUUAAUCGUUUGCUCAUUUUAUACCUAAAAUGUUUAUUUACCCAUCCAUUAAGACAUGACAAAAGUAUAUUAACCUAUUUAUUUUGUUUACUGUUUUUUCAGUACAAUUAAUUCGUUCAAUAAUAACAAUUAAUUCAUCUCAACGAAUUUCAAUCAAAGCAAUACUAAUCGGAAUUAAAUUUUAUUACUAUGACAAUAUACUUUAUUGUUACUGUCUUACCUUUGACAUUUUUUGAAUGACAGUACCUACUACUUUUACUUUUGUUAAUUUUUGUUUUGUUAACACCAAAUCAUGUUUAUUUUUAUUUUUACUCUGAAUAUCGUAUCUUGGGGCCACUUGGUAUUAAUAAAUGUUAGUGACACGUUUGAUGCCAUUUGUCAAUAGAUUAUCGAUCUAAUCUUAAGUUAAUAGGGAUUAUAUUAGUUUGGCAAUGUUGACAGAUGGUGUCUUCAGAGGGCCUACCGCUAACAUCGAAGUUCCCAAAUAGCGAGCAUCUCUUUUACUCCAAUUAUGUAAGUAGUUAGAGUGACAGAGAAAGAUGCCCGCAAUUUACGAAAUUCGAUGUUAACGAUAUGCUCUCAGCUCUUAUGCAUCUCACAUUGUCAUAACAUAUCAGUGUUAAUUGUAAAAAUAUAAAUAAUUCAGUGUCGUGUCUAGUGGGUGGUAUUAUACUUGAUAAGUCUUUGAAAAUAUUUUUCCUUUUAUUUAAUAAUUGUUUGUAAUAUUGAAGCUCACUGUAUUCGAAUCUCAGGAGUUCUAAGAUCACUUGUUUUUAAUCAAUUUUGUUUUUUAUUAGUCACGUUGAAAGAUCAAUUGUUUAUACGAGUUUAAUUCUAAGGCCAUUUUCUUAUGUAGAUUUUAUCUAUGGUUACCGUUAUGGCCAUGAAAUCAUUUUGAAUCGGCUGUAUUAAGUUUACAUUGUCUAUGGUUUGUUGGAUUGUUUUACCAAUCAUUUUUAGUCAUAAAUUUUCUGUGCUGGCCAUAAUUUACAUAUCGGCGUAUACUUAUGAAAAAAAAAAGCGUUAACAUACUUUCGAACACAACCAGACAACCACGACCUUGGUGCGAUCCGUACCGUGUUCGAUCGUGGAAAAAGCAGUUCGCCGUACUAAUGAAUAUUACUCUCAGUAUCUCUCUCUUUCUUUCCAACACAUAGAUAGAGAUAUAAAGUUUCGAUAGGACAUGUGCAUUUGCGAAACUUAAGUUCAGCUUCAAUUACAAUUUUAACGGCAAGUACAGGCAAUUUAUGAUACUUUUUACCGUGAUUGCAUUUUGUGAUCUUUGAUUGAAUCAUAUUUUGCGUGAAUGUGUAUGUAUGUAUGUAGUGUGUACUUCGUUUUUCUAUACGGGUUUGUGGUGUGAUAAGAUCAGUUAGAUGGAUAUUAUACAUGGUAUGUAGAAUUAUGUAGAAUGAGAAAGCGAUCUAUACCUUUUUAUUAGAGUCGCUGAUGUGUUUGAACUAUCCUAUCCAGCUUACAUUUGCCAAAAUCACACGACGUGUUUCUCUAUCACUAGAAGGGAUUGUACUGUCUGCCCUUGUAUAAUCAGUGCAUGAUGAAGUAUAACAAUUUUUACAUAUGACAAUUAUUUUAAACGGAUUACAUUGUUAAGACGAAUAAACACUCGACAUCUUUCGACUGGAGCUGGAACUGCACUGUCUCGACUGAUAGAGCGCGUGACGUGUACUCUUGUACAGUCGCCAUCAGAUAUAUCUGAGCGGCCAAGGUGCUCACAGAUAUUUGUAUGUACUUGACGUGUAGAUAUUUAUCUCUAACCACAUCCGUGCCAGUGACACGGAAUGUGUCUUGCCAUAUUUAAACUGAAAAAUGGUAGGAAAAGGUAAAACAGUGGCACCAAAAACGUUAAAAUUCGAAAGCAUGAAAACUUCUCUAUCGAAUUUAGACAAUCCAAAAAUUUGUUAGUAUACUUUUUUUAUGAAAUAUAUUGUAUUUUUUGACUUUCAGUUCGUUUAACGUCUCACAACACUGCCGCCAAAAGUUGCUGCCAUAUACUCGUACUUAGUCACUGCACUCUCAUUUUAAUUACAUGGAACUUGGCAUGAAAAUUCGAGUAACAUAUAUCUAUCUACUAAUACUAUCGUAUCUUUAGGUAUUUAAAUAAAAGUAAAGAAAAUCUACCCUCAAAUGGCUCGUUAAGCCAUUAUAACUACCCGAAAAUGUAUAAACUGUUUGUUUACUUUUAUUUAAAUACCUAAAGAUACAGACUAGUUUUCGUUGCUAAAAACGUUAUACAAAGAAAAUAUUGUAUUCAAACAACGCAAACUAGGUACAGUCAGCAGCAGAAGUUGCUAAGCGGCCGUGGUGUUCAAAAUUAUCUUGACGAGCUUUUAUUCUCUUAACAAUAAAGUCGCGUCAAGAUCAUAAUGAACACCUCGCCCGCUUAGCAACUAUUGCUGCCGACUGUACCAGACAUAAUAUACUCGUAAUACUUCGAUUAUAUGGCGGCAGCUAGGUUCAUGUGACUCUUAACCUUCUAAGGCCCAGCCAUACAAAUGAAAAAUCCAGAAUUUGCCACUGAAAUUUGAACAUUUAGUGCAGGGAAUAGAGUUGAUUUCGGUUCGUUUGAAAAUUGUAAGAAACAAAACAAAUGCGAAUCUGUUCCAAUUGAAUAUGAUUUAAAUUUCAUUGAACUGAAUAAGUACCUACUAUAGGUAGGACCUUGGGUCUUAGCAGGAAAAGAUAAUUUUUAUGAUCGUGAAUGGUGUGAAAUGUGAAAUGAACACAGUGAAAUGAAUUAAAGUAGAGAAAUUAGGUUGUUUUUGAUACCGUUGUGUGAGUUUUGACAAUGCUGACAAUCGUCUACUAAAAUAGCCUUACUAACUUAAUUAAUAAUAACUUAUAUUAAAUAAAAAAAACAUUUAAAAGUGUAACGCUCUUGCUAGAUUAAAAUGUAUGUGAAUUUAAAAGAAAAAAAGCAUUUGAUUCUAAAUUGAAUUGUAAUAAAAUGACAUUUUAGGUGUUCUUAUCAUUUCUAAGUCUUAAAACUUUAUUUUUAGCCGUUGAAUCUUUUUACCGCCUUUUUUAAAUUUAGCAUUCAAUUUAAAUUGAAUGCUAAAUCAAGCAUAGUUAUCGUACGUCAUUACGAUAUUCCUUUAGAUGAACAUGCAAAUUUUUUAACCUUGGCGGUGAAAAGGUUAUGUUGUACCGACUUUUGUAAAAGGUAAAAACGGCUUUGUAUUGUAAAAUUAGCACGGCUUAGAAGUCCUAGCAAAGAUUUUUUAGCAUUAAGUGUAGGCUUUAAGUUAGCACUCUGGCUCAUUUUGUCUGUCCUCUAGGUAUUUUAACUAAAAUAAACAAAAUGCGACUUUUAUUGCAAGAACUAAAUCAUUUUUUGACUAAAUAAAAAGCCUAUAUUGUAUACAGAAUAAUAGAAAAUCUAACAUCGUCGAAAGUUAGAUGUUUUUCAGCAAAGGCAUUUUAGGUGUGUUAUUGAGCUACACUACCGAUGAUGUAUUGCUUAAUGUAAACCGCUCAACUGCUUUGUAAAUCUCUAAAUGUGACGUUCCACGGCAAAAGGUACCUUAUGGCGGCUGGCGCUUACGUCGCAUAGCGCCGCAAUAAUAUUGGAACGGCGUUAAUAAUAGCGUAAGCGCCAACCACCAUAAAGUACCUUUACUCGUGGGACGUCACAAAUAUCUACUACAGUAGAAUCCGUUUAUUAUGACUUCGCUUAUACUGACCAACCGCUUACUAUGACGUAAUUACUGUGCGAAGUUUGGUUUUUAUAUAAAAUUCUUAGUGACAAAUUCGGAUAAGGUGACUUCGUUUAUAGUGACAAAUCGCUUACUAUGACCGAAAAUCCCAUUUUCAUGAAAUUAUGUCCGGUUAUACUGACUCUUAUGCUGGUUUUCGUGGCCGUCACCACGUGUUUCCCUGCGAGGACGUUUGAUGCGUUAGUGGCGUGUAAGGUAUUUUAGUUUUGAUCAUCAGUGACAAGUUGAUAUUUGUUACAAGUUUAAUAAAACUUAUUUCUCACAAAGGAAUUUGAGAUUAAUUUGGAAAACAUAACAAAAAUAAUAAGUUGUACAACUAUGUUUUAUAUGACAUCCGCUUAGUAUGACGUGUUUGUCACUUCCCUUCGAUGUCAUUAUAAGCGGAUUCUACUGUAUAUUAAUAGUAAGUUUGUUUAGAAAAAUGAGCCAGAAUAGGUUUAAAUCAGCUGGAGAGGGAGACAACGUAGCGAGCCGACGCUCACACGCGAACGCGAAUGUUCGCACCCCACACCACCCUUUAAAGUUGAGGCAUUGUUAUGAAAUAAGUUCAAAAAAGAAAAAAAAUACGAAAAACAUACCCAACAAAUAUUGGCCCGAAUAUAUAACAAUAUAUCCGUACACGGCGGGAAGAAGUUGAUAUCUGGCGAGAAAAAAAUGAAGAAAUUUGAACCUUAUGUAAGUUUAUUUUAAGUUCAAAUUUCUUCGUUAGAAUAUCUCGAGUUAUCAAUUUCUUCCCACCGUAUACGGAUAUAUAUUCAAACUGCUUUAAGUUUUUAACCCCUCUAAUAGGUAUAUAUAGGUAUAGGUAGGUACUGUUACGAUAUCGGUCAGCCAAAAAAUAACCUUAAAGUUUCAAAGUUUAAGGGUAUUAUAUAUUGCCCUCAUUCUGGACUGUGCAAAGUAGCGUGUUUUUGUGUUGGAGGCCAAGACUCAUUUUGGGUUAUCGCACCAGCCAAGUGAGCAAGUAAAUGGGUAAGUAUUCGCCCGGUAGGAUUUGAGGGGUGAACUGACACGAGUAAAACUGACAAUUAUCUUUAUGACGCUGUGCAUUCAUGAGACUGGCAGUUAAAAUCUGAAAGUGGCCACGUUUAGUCAUGAAAGGGGACUGAAAUGGUUCAACAGUCGAUAACCCUUAUUUCAUAACAAUGUUUUCUGCUCAUCAACCUCCACCCAGCUUUUAACAUACCUUUUUAGACGCAAAUCAAACAUUUUCAUUUAUUUAAACAUCCUGCAUAAAUCCAAAUAGUAUUUCUAUUUAAAAGGGCAAUAUACAGCCCAAAUAUACAGUCACUGGUAGCUGAAAUAGUAAGAAAUAACUGCAUAUAAGUAUAGCUGGUCAAACAACUUUGUCAGUGAAGAAAGGCGAGAUAUUCAAAUUUCCAUGGGACGAUAUAAGCCUUGGCGCCUACAUUUUUUAAAUUUGCCGCCAUUUUCUGCUGACGGAAAUGGCUUGACAGGCUAUAUUUAAUAAUUUAUCUGUACCAUUGACCAGCAUUUACACAGAAAACGAGGGAAUAGUCUAGCGACUGCGAAUCAACAAAUCUUUGUCUCUACUUAUGGCAUAACAGCAUAUAUUUACUUUAUAUCAUAUUCAAAAUAUGUAAAUUAGACGUACCUACUUAUUAAGAUUUUUCGGUAUUUAUGAAUUACUAUAAGACAUUUAUGAACUUAAUAUUUCAAGCAUAAUAAAUAUUAUAUAUAAUUAAUGAAUUUGAAAACAUUGAUCAUAUAUACCUUACCAAACUAAAUGAAAUUAUAUAUAUAUUAGGUAAUAGUUACUAAAUCUCAUUUUCGACGAUAGUCAUCUUAACUGGAGUUUAAUAGAAAAGAGAAAUACUUAAUGUAAAGAAAUAUGACAGGUUUUCAAUGAAAUAUUAAUAUUUAACAUACAUUUUAACUAGAAAUUGAUAUAAAUGAAAGGUUUAAGUACUGUUGAUAAAAUCAUGACUGGCCACAAAAAGUACGAAAUUACGAAGAUCUUUUCUAUUGAACUCCAUUUUUGUUAUGAGACAAAUUAUCAUUAUGUAAUGUUUAAUGUACUUAUAUAUUUGAUGAAAUUGUCAUUUGUUUAAGUAAUAUAUAUAAAAUAUUCAAGUAGUAAUCGGUAGAACGAGUUCGAAUUUAUCGGGGUUUUUAAGGUAUUUACUGUUAUGCCAAAGAGUGACGCACUAGCGACAUCUAGUAGAUUGUUUUGAGCCCAUUCGCAGUUCCUGCAUUAUUCCGAAUUGUAGAAUUUGCAUUUCAUUUUACAUAUUAGUGUUUGCUAGCUUAUUCCUCCUCCCUUCAUUUCUCUGACUUGGUCAGUUAGUAAAAUAGUUAAAAGUUUAUAAAACUUAUAGUAAUCGUAUUUAUCUUAAUCAAUCAUUAUUAUAAGAUCUCACUUGUAAAUAAGCAUAGGCGUAUUAACUUGCUGGUCAUUUUGUCUCUAAGUAUUACUAAUUAGCUGUGAAUAAAUUUUGCUUUUACUUUAAAAAAAUAAUUCGCUAUUGUGAAAUUUCCACGUUUUAUUUUAAAACACCAUAUCUGUAUUACAUUAAGUAUUUUACUUUACUUAUCAUUAAUGUUUAUUAUUAUGUGUUCAGUGAGAAAUUAGUUAUAAAACUUUGAUAUUAUUUGAUAGGCUAGCGUAUGUUAAGCAUUAUAGUUUGCUCUUACUAAGACACUGCUGUUACCUAAUUAUAUUGAAAUAACUUACUGUCACAGUUACUUUGCUGGAAGUAGAUCUUAGGUUAUAUAAGUACCUAACUGUUACUCGUACGUGAGAUGAAUAAUUUUAAUCUUCAUUGAGCCCUAUCUCGAAUAUAAAGGCCAUUAUGGCCCAACCUAUUCGAUAGUGUACCUACUACCAACUUUUUUUCAUCCGUGUGAAAAUGUUCAUGAAAGAAUAGGCCUAAACCUUUAUUUAGAUUAAGCCCGUAGUUAAUACAGGUGUUUAGUAUACUUUUUAAAAUAUUUUACUAUUGAAUAUUUGAAAGAUAUAAAAGAUUUUACAUUAACGAUGUUGUUGCAAGCACCAUCACCUGUGCCAAAUUGUAUUUGUAAAUAUUUUUCCACGAUAUUAGAUUGAAUUUAAAAUUACGAAUAACCAAUUUUUACUUACCUGUAUUCUACUUCUUACUAGCGGUGUCGAUAGACUAUGAGUAGAAGGUACGGGUUUUCUGCUAGAACGUUAGCUUACCGUCUUAUUGUAUCUGUUUUAAGUCUAUUAUAAAAGCUGUAACAGACGGGCUUACCGGACCUUAGUCCGGUCCAAGGCCUGUUCGAUCGAAGGUGUACGACGUACGUCCAGUGCGCCCGUCUGUUAUAGCGUCAAGUUUCAGUCACUGGCGAGUGCGAAAGAAAUCUUAAAUAAUAUGUACGAUAGCUAACGUACUAAAGGGGCUAGUAAAAUAUAUAUGUCGCAAUUAUUUCGAGUUGGAGAACUAGUUAUAGGCUAGAAAUAGGUAUACUCGCUACCUCUCUCUAACUUAUAGGUAACUCUUCUUCCGCAUCUGAGAACUACAAUCGAUAGAUAAUAUAUAUUAUGUAACUAGCCAAAGUAGUACCGGUAUUAUAGUAAAGGAAAUAUUUAAGUUUUUCUACUAUAGUAUCGUAACUGUAAUACUCCAUUUUACCUUUAAUUACUCUUAGUUGUAAUAAAAAGUCGUCACAAAAUGUCUGCGGCUUUGUUCGGUCCGGCAUAUCAUAGUAAUCAUUAGAAAAAGGCGCGAAAUAAGUAGGUAGGUGUGGAACCUUAAAUUUUUUAUUUCGUGCGUUUUUCUAGUAACAAAUGUAACAGUGCCUGGGUUGGUCGUCGACAUUUUAGAAAUAAUUAUCCAUCGCUAUCGACCACUAGCAACAUGUAGAAACUGUUUCACCUUUAUACCAUUUACUUAUUGCACGUUUUCCAUUAAUUUAAGUAAAUAUGUAAAAUGUAUUAUGUCGGAUAUGUGACACGAUUGCUAUUUGGACUUUUGCCUAAAUAACUACAAAUCUUAAUAUCUAUAGGCCAAAAAUGCAUAUGAGAUGGCAAGCUGACGCUUUAAAUUUUUGAUCUAUAAAUCUAAAAGUUUUCAGUGGGUAGCUUGAGCCGGAAAUGAACUAACACCUGAUUACUGAAAAUAGUAUUUCCGUUUUAUCUCCAAUGCGUUACCACAUGUAUUGAAUGUGCCAAAACAAUUCAUAAAUCGCCUAACACAGUAAAAUACCAAAGACAACAAAUUAAAAUAAAACUCUUCCACGUAGCUUUUAUAAUUAUAACAUAAAUAUUUAAAGUGCACUUUCAAUUUGUGUUAUCUAUGGUUGACGCUUUUGGAUAGAAAUGAAAAAGCGUCUAUGAAUUUUACAAAUUUUAAUGGUUGUGUGUGGAAAUUUUACUAACAAAAAUAUCUUCUUUAUACAAUAAAUUUCUGCACAUGAUCUUCAUUAGUAUAUUUAUGAGAUUUUAUUGCAUAUUCUAAGUAAUAUUUAGUGUAGUUAACGAUAUUUCGAUUUGUAGUAACAUUUGUCAUUUUCAAAAUGUAAAAUUGUCAUUUUCGAUGAUAUCGGGUCGGUCUGGAUCGCUCGGGGGCAAAUACCUCCGUUUGAGUGGUUGUAAUUUUCUUGAAAGUGGAUGUCGAUUGUAUUCAACAAUAUAAAUUUCUAAUCCAUUAGA
Cydia fagiglandana is the source of this 10822-nucleotide messenger RNA. It is a transcript of the gene Pkc53E, whose product is annotated as protein kinase C, brain isozyme. Lineage: Eukaryota; Metazoa; Arthropoda; Insecta; Lepidoptera; Tortricidae. Gene Ontology annotation, molecular function: diacylglycerol-dependent serine/threonine kinase activity; zinc ion binding; ATP binding. The transcript has 14 exons. The record is from RefSeq and is a predicted model, not a curated record. Bases 208 to 2211 code for a protein of 667 amino acids. Gene Ontology annotation, biological process: intracellular signal transduction; peptidyl-serine phosphorylation.